Priceomyces carsonii is the source of this 7842-nucleotide messenger RNA. RefSeq names its product Ras GTPase activating protein (gene IRA2). The coding region runs from base 1 to 7842 and encodes 2613 amino acids. The record is from RefSeq and is a predicted model, not a curated record. Gene Ontology annotation, biological process: regulation of GTPase activity. NCBI's taxonomy places the organism in Eukaryota, Fungi, Ascomycota, Pichiomycetes, Serinales, Debaryomycetaceae. The transcript has a single exon.
AUGGUCGGCAGCGAUAUGCGAAAUGCAAAUGAUUCUGAAGGGAAUCAACUGAAACAUAUGCUGAACUCAGCGCAACCUCAAGGGCCCUCACAAUCACUAAAAAAGAAGAUGCUGUUUGACUUCAUAGACACUCUAUCAAGUCGCGUCGAGUCUAUGCUUCCAAACAGGACGGGAAACACCCCAGCUGAGGUAGAACAUAAUCCACAAUUUGCUGUGACAAGAGAAAUAUUCUUAACUAAAAACGAGGGUCCUGAUUACGUUUCAUCGGUUUUUAAAAGCUUUUGUAAAAUAUUACGAUCAAUUCGUAAGGACAAUAGAGAUGAAAAGCAGCUCGGAUCAAUACUCGUUAUCACCAAAUUGCUAUAUGAUAUUUUGGCGGAUUUUUGGAACAGAAGAGAUUUGAGCCACAUUUCUGAAUUAGAAGACGACAUAUAUGUUGAUUUCACCACAUAUCAUUAUUACGAGAUACCAGAGCCUUUAGACCCAGAGGUUGUUAAGUAUUCAAUUGAUACUUUGAUUCGCAUUUUAUCACCAAGACUUGUCAAAAGGUUUUUAUCUUUCGUAAAAAACUCUUUUGAUGAGACCUCAACUAGAAACAAUGAAGCAUCUGAGGAGAUUUCUAAGUAUAUUAAUCUUAUAGAUAGGCACGUCGAAUUAGCUUUGCGAUAUCUUGCAAUAUCAAAUCCAUCAGAGUAUUACAGCUACCUCAAAGCAAAUCUAAUUGAUCAUGAUGAAAAGGAAGACGCGAUUCCGUAUUCAGCUUUACAAACAUAUGUUCCUUUAAUUAAGUUUACCUAUUACAACAGAGAAGUUUUUAAGAAUGCUACUGAUGACAUAUUAAAAACAUUACCAGCUAUAAGGUCCUAUAGUUGGAAGCAAUUGUAUUUGUUAUUCUUCACUUCAAGUAUAAGAGACCAAGUAUUUUCGAGGCCCCUAGACUACUGCAAGCUAAUAUAUUCAGACUCUGAAUUACAGUCUAAAUGUGUUGCAGUUUUCGAUUUUGUCUCAACUGCUUUCGAUGACAAUAUGUACUCGGGUAGUUUAUCGUUGAUUCAAAGUUGGUUAUUACUUUUGUGCGUUAAAGAUUUUACGGAACUAGAACAAGGACCAAAUAAGCUCAAGAUUGCAUUUAAUAGAAGAUUAAAAUAUCUCAGUCAAAUCCUCAAAGAGUCGGUAAAUGGAAGUAAUUUAGAAUGCUUCAAAUCAUUAAUUAAUAUUUUUCACUUGGGUGCAAGACUCCCAGAAACACAUCCGGUCUAUAGAUUUUGCUUGAAGAACCUUGAUCAAACUUAUCAUACUCUAGAUAAAUUAGAAGUUUCCUUCCGAUCUAGCGAUGCCAGCAUUUCGCAUGAUGAACUUCUAGUGAAUUUUUACAUUACUGCUAUCAUGCUCAAACCAGAAAAAUACGUCGAUAUUUUACUCACCAAGUUUCAUGAAUCGAUCGAUGACAUCAAGGAAGUUCGAAUAUUGGUAAAAGUCAUAAAGGAGUUGUCCGAAUUGAAACAAACGAAAAAAAUAUUCUAUGACAUAAUGUGCAAAAUAUCAAAAGAGCUCAAGACUAUGGUGUUUGGUGCGGUCAAAUUAUUAGAUCAACACUACAGCUCUACCGAUUCUUUAAGUACUUUAACAUCAUUGCAUUCAUCGAAGAAUAGCAUUGAAUCGGAAAGACAUAAUUUUGAGUCUCUGUCUGGCAUAAAGGUUGGUAUGCAAGAGUACUUGAAAGAAAAUGCAUCCAGCAUAGAGUCGCAUGAUGGAAGUGGCUCACAAAGAUCUUUAAACCAUACAAAGACUACAGCUUGGGUCGAAAAGGCUAGACUAAUAUCGGAGGUUGAAGAAUUACUAUCUUAUUUACUUGCUGUAUUCAGUGGUGCUCCUCAUUUAUACUUCCAUGAUGCUAGUCUCAUGGACUCAGGUGAAAGUCCACACUCUCCUGAAGUACGUGAGAAAAUUCUUAAGUUUGCCGACGAAGCCGUCGCUCCUUUGAGAUAUUGCUUUCAAUCAAAGCUUGGGGAUAAUGCUUCAGUACACUUUACGGCUGCGUGCAAUCUAGCUAUGAGACUUGUUGAAAAUGGGAAUUUUACUGAGAGCACAUCUCCAUUAUCAUUGUUCACGAAUAUGGUGAUUUCAAAUUAUGUACUUCAGGCUAUCUGCGAUUCUUGUACCUCAAUUGCAUUUAUAGAUUAUUCGUUCAAAGCCAGAUUUCUAUUUUUGAAUAGGUACUUGCAGGCAAGAGAUAAGGCAAUCACCAAGGUGUUGAAAGGUCACAUGGAAAUAUCCUUAAUGUCAUAUGCUAACUGUUCCUCAAUGUUAUACGCCCUUGAGAGAUGCUUAUUGAUAACUUUGUGUACCCAUGAUAUUCAGUUCUACAAUAUUUCAAAAAUAACAAUGAAGUGGUAUACCAGAGCCUAUAGAGAAUGUCCAGAAAUCCAAGAACUUCAUCCUUUAAAUCUCAGUCAAACGUUCAACGAAGUUGUAAAUGAGAAAUUUGUGUUUACUGGCCUUGUCUCAUUGCAUAAAAGGUUUCGUAACAUUUUAAGAGAAACAAAGCCGACGAGGGCUUUGUAUGAUGCCUGGAAUACAAUAUAUGAUAGAUGGCUCAAAUUAUUAGGUGAGUCAAACAUCAAUGAUGAGAGUUUAAUAUUCAGAAAUUUCACUGGGUUCUUGGUGGCUACAUCUGGAUGCUUUUUACGAGAUGAAUUUGCUACUGGGGAUUUGGAAUUCGAACACAAAGCACAGGAUUUGAUCGACGCUUUUUAUGAAAAAUGUGUUCGUCUAUUAACUUCUAAUGAUUUAGUUGUAAGAAUCAUUAUCAAGGACGCUUUAUCAAAUGAACCUCAUCCUACUUUGUUUUACAUGAUUAGCUCUAAGCUUUUGAAUGUAGCACAUGAAUAUUGUGAUGGCAAGGUGUUGAGCAAUGAAAGUUUUUUGUACGUUGAACUGGUAAUUAGAAUUAUUACUACAAUGUGCGGGAAUAAAAGUGAUGGAUCUUUUGUAUUAAUAGCUUCCCUUUCAAAAGUCCUUGCCUUUCUAUUGAAGUUCAUUAAUAUGGUCGAAGAUCUGACCGAGUGUUUAAAAUUGAAAUUAAGAUUUUGCAAAUUACAGUUAGCUAUUCAAAAUGACAAAAGCUAUGCUGGAUUAACAGGUGCCUUCAAAGUAAGAAAUCACUACGCCAAAGUCGUCUCAGACUGGUUGGAGCAAGCUGCAUUCUGUGAAGACGGAUCUUAUGCGGAUAGUGGAGAUGUGUCAAGGCUGUCCUCACUGGCUUCAAACAACAAUUCUGAAAUCAAGUUCUUGAAUAUUGAUUCUGUCCCAGAAUUUUCUAAGUGUCUAGCAGUGCAAUUGGAAGAACUUUUACUUGAAAUACCUGAAGGAACCCAAGACAGAGAUAUUAGAAAGUAUAAAGACUUGGCCUUCGGAAAUUAUUUCUCCUUAUUUUACAAAAUCUUACAGAAGUACACAUCUAUGGAUUUGACCGCAAAUCCUAGUAAAUCGAGAUUCAAGGUCAAUUCCAUCAUAGAGAAUGUUCUUAAAUGCAUAUCAAAUAUUCUUCAAUUUGAUACAGAUGUCGGAAUGCAAUUUGUACUACCAUUGGGCUUCCACGAGAAUUAUAGAACAAGAUCAAUAUUCUUGAACGUAUUCGCCAAGACUCUUGCUUCCAGGAAAAGCAGGGUGUCUUUGGAAGAUUUUCCAGAUAAUGCGAUACAUGAUUUAGCAAAUGUUUACGAUAUAUACGGUUUUGCGGCCGUCGUGGCAUCAUCGACUGAGCACAACUUGUUAGCAACUUCCCUAUUUGGAUUAUUUGGCUACACGAGAAGCUUGGACAAGCUAUUCAAUGUAUUGUUAGACUACGAAAUAAGGACCGUGGUUAGGUCUACGAGCGUAUUUCGAAGAAAUAGUACUUUGACCAGAUUAUUAUCAAACUUUGCGAAAGACUAUGGAUUGGAUUAUUUGUCCCUGACUUUGAAACCAUUUAUUGAAGAGCUUGUUUCUAAGGAGAUGUAUUUUGAAGUAGAAAAAGACAAAGAUUAUCAGCUUGAAGAUGCAGAUCGAUUUAUGAGUUGUUUGAGGGAAUUGGUAGAGAAUAUAUAUAAGUCUAUUCACCUGAUUCCACUUUCCUUUAAGUAUAUCUGUGGCCAGAUCUAUCAUCGUGUGAAGGAGAAAUUUCAAGAUGCUGCCUUGCCGGCUGUAGGCUCUUUUAUAUUUUUAAGGUUCUUUUGUCCUGCUAUCAUCAGCCCUGAAACUUUCUUCGAUAUUACUAUUGAGAAUCCAAAGGUGAAGAGAUCGCUCAUGCAGUUGGUGAAAGUUAUACAAAACAUGGCAAAUGGAUCUUUAAAUCUAUUGAAGUGGCCAGGCUUAAAUUCGAAGAUGGACGAAUUGAAUGAAUUGAAUCAAAAAGUGUUUGAUUUCAUGAAAAACAUUUCUACAGAAUCCAAUGAAGGAGAGGAAUACCCAUUUUUGCCUGUUGAAGAGAAACCAAUUGCAGAGCUUCGAUAUUUGCAUAAGUUUUUGUAUAAUUAUUUUGGCAAAAUAAAGUACGAGGUCUUUUUGGGAAGUUCGGUGGACAAGUCCACUCAUUUACAUGAAAAAGUUGUGUUAUUCCGGAAAUUCGAUAAAGUGAUGAAAAAAUUGGGCCAACCGAAAGCCUUAAUACGGUUGCAUAUUUCUGCUUCAUACAAGAAUUUUGAAGCAGGCAAUGGUGCCGGUAACCAGUAUUCCGAAUUUAUGGGUAGGAUGUCAAUGAAGUAUGUCGAAUCUACCGGAGAAAGCUCUUUGAUUCAAAAUUCAAUAUUUUCUGAUGGGACACCAGUUGUGGUGGUGAAUUUAAGUCAACUUAAGAAUCAUAAUUAUGAAAUUGAAUUUUUGGUCUUCAAGUUUCUUGAGACUGCGAGUCAAGUAUGGGAUAAUAAAUUCUAUUUAGUUUUUGACUGCACAGAGUAUGUCUUUUCAGAGAAGCUAAACGCACAUUUCCUUCAGCUUAUCGCCACAUAUACCCCAUCCCUGUUCGCGAAGAAUUGUUCAAGGGUAUAUUACUUCAAUGUUUCUAUGGCUGGAGCAAAACAGACAUUCGACGAGAUACUAAGUUUUAAAAAGCUUCACGCUGACUCACACGCAGAGAUUUUUGCUUAUUCUCAGGUCGAUAAUCCUGGUGUUAUUAACAACUUGAGUCUUAAUUCAACUACGAUUGCAGUCGGAAGGGAUACGAGAGUGACUUUUAAGAACGCGAAGGUUUACGAUCCACGUUCAAAAACCUUCUUUCCUGUUUCUAUUAGACUUGGUAGGAGAUGGCUCCAAAUUUGCUAUGAAGAUUCUUAUUCAUUUUAUGAUUACCAUAGUGGUACCAAGUCUUUUUAUCCGGUAGAGGUCUAUAGUCUUUCCCAGAUUACGAAAUGUGAUGUUGCAAAUGAUAUGGAAGAAAAAGAUGAAUUCACUAUUCAUUUCUCAGAAAACUACCUGAUCCUUUUUAAGUCCAAAGAAAGACUGGAUAUUUUGAGAUUAUUAUAUUUUACGACGUCAAGACUUCCCAAACAAGUUAUAUAUAAAGAUAGUGAUAAGGCACGAGAGCAUGGGGUGCAUCCCAUGUACUGGUUUUCACGUUUGUUCAAUAUUACGUUUCACGGAUUCUUGUGCCCAGAUGAGGAAGUCAGGUCUGCGACAUCAAAGUUGUUCUUCUCUUUGGCCACAUAUUAUGAUAUUGAUUUUGGCAUAAAUAUACCGCAUACAAAAAAUAUCGCUUAUCCAUCAAAUACUACAGAAUACGUGGUCUCGAUUUCAGAAUAUUUAUCAGAAAAGUUUCCAAAUAUGUCUUUCAGAUUUUUCAGAGCCUUUUUUGAUAAUUACGAGAAGUUGUCUCUCGAAUUGAGAAUUAGUGCAAUUAAAUAUAUUUCACCUUGGAUCGAUAACAUAUGUGAAUAUAUUUUAUCUGAGAACGAGGAGAAUGGAUCUGAUAGAGUAGCUGAUAUAAUUCGACUGCUAUGCAGAAUCACUUCAUUGAACAAAGAAAUUAUUUCAUGUUUGAAUGAUUAUGUUUGGAAAAAAAUUUCUCUAGAACCAAGGUUGGUACCUACAUUGAUCGACGAGGUUAUCGCAUACGCAACUAAUAACAAAAAUGAUGGGCCUAACUGGAUUUUUAUAGUAUCAGUUAUCUCUCCAUCUGCAGAGGCAUGUGGAGAAGUUGUCUCAAGAUUGAUAUCAUGUGUAAGUAAGACCAACAGCGAUGAUUCUGCAAUAGCUUCGCAAAGCAAAUUGUUCGAAAUUAUGGUUCUUGUCAAAAUAGCUGGGUCGUUGUUCUUCAAUUCUUAUGUCUUCGCUCAGAUAUACUUGGCUGAUAUCUUUUUCAUCACGACACUUUUUAUUGACAAUAUGACUUUGAACUUUGGAGCUGAUUUACAAAAAUUGGUCAUUAAUACUGUUCAUUCAUUUUUGAAGAAACCAGAUUUGCCCAAGAAAGAGUUUGAUACCGUUCAACAAACCCUAGAAUACUUCAGCGGUCAACGUGCACGUUUACUUUUCGGAAUUAUGACGGAGAGAGGAACAACUUCAGAUUCGGGCCAGGUUUACAAUAGAGCGACAAACUUGGAAAUGUUAUGCGAUUCGUUGAACACUUUCGUAUCUGUCUUAGGAACAUCAGCUGACACGUCUGGUUGGAGAUUUAGAUGGUGUUCUAAUGCUAUUGAUGUUGCAUUCAGCAGCAACUCCAUGUUCCAGAGCCGUGCUUUGCUUGUUGUUGGAAUUUUAGCCAAAGAUGGAAUUAAUGAUUCCACAACGUCCAGAGUAUUACAGCUGAUGAGUAGGGCGAAUAUAUUAUCAUUGAAGCGCUUUACGGUUGUAUUGGUGUCUUAUUCGAGGAUAUACAAAGGUAUUUCAGGCUAUUCUGUUAUGACACCUUAUUUGAUUUGGCCUCAUAUUUGCUUUGCAAUGCUUAACCAUGCAGUUCUUUAUCAACCGUCUAUCGAAUGCUUGACAAAUUUACUUACUAAACAUAUAUUGGCUGGAGAUAAGUAUUUGGAAGUAAUAUUCAACCAAAGGCGAGUUUUGGAGCCUUAUGUGCUGAGGUUUGAGGAGCGCAAUAAAGUCAAAAUAACUAAAGAGAACUUUGAGUGUCAUAUUUUUAACAUAUUAACACAGGGAAUACGGUAUUCUCACAUCAAGCAUACCUCUUUGAACUGUUUAAAAUCUUAUUUUGCCGCGAAGUAUAAGAAUAGAAAUACUUCAGAAACUGAAAAAUUUUUGAACGAUGCUAUGCCGUUUCUUGUUUUCAUCUAUUUGAUGAGCAGCUCUGAGCAAUUUUCAGAUUAUUUGCAUGAAAUUGGAGCAGAGGAGCAAAAGUAUGAGAUUGGCUCCGAAACUAAAAUUCCGCAAGCCGUCGUGGACUUUUUUUUGAAACAGUCAGAAACUUCGAAACCAGUUUUGAUUCUUUGUUCCUCAUAUUUCAAGUACGACUCUGUUGAAAAUCUAUUCAAAACAAGAUUUUUAGAGGUUUAUGAUCAUAUAUUCAGCAGAAAGAAGGAACUAGGUUUCCUUUGUUACGAGCAAAUGAAAAAUACAUUGGACGAAAUGUUGGUGAUGACUCAGUCCUUAGAAUUGACUAAUAGUAUUUCAAAUAUUGAAUAUGCAGUGUUACGGGACCCAAAUUUUUCGUUCGAUAUAUAUCGGGAGCAAAGAAUGACUUUGUUGGAGAAAAUUGACUUCAGUACCGAUCACGACUGGACAUUGCGUAAACCCUCAGGUAAUUCUGAUAAUGAUGAAAUUUUUACGAAGAUAAUUCAAGAUUCAAAGGAAUUACAAGAAAUGGUUUAUAGAAGUGCAUGUUCUUAUGUCGAGGGGCAAGUUUUGGAAGACUGA